CCCCCCCCGCGCUCCCUCCCGGAGGGUCCGGCCAGGGGCGACACGAAGCUCGGCCGAGAGCACGCGGCGCGGCGCGGCGCCACCGCGCUCCUCUCCCGCGCCGGGCUCGCUUCGCCAGGGGCGCUGCCCGCCCGCCCGCCGGGGCACGCCGCGCUGCGCGGGCCAUGAGCCGAGCCGAGCCGAGCCGCCCUCCGAGCGCGGGUCGCAGAGCCAUGCCAGCGUCGCCCCUGCCUGCUCGCGUCCGGCUGGCGGUGCCGCAGCCCUGAGUUAACUCUGUGCCACUACAGAGAGCAGCAAUGGGAGUGUACAGUUUUCUAUUGAAAAGUUCUCUCAGGAGCUCAUGAUAUUUUCCAUCGCCCCUCUUAACAUUUCUACUACCCAGCAGCCAUGGCUCACCACGCAAGGCCUUCCAGAUUAGUCAAAAAGGAAGAGUUAGGCAAAAGGAAAACUAACCAAGGCAAAAAGAAAUCUAGCCAAGUGAGGAAAAAAAACACAAAGACUUCCACAAAAGCUGUUACUUCUGGAAAAUGCAAAAAGACAGCACAAGAAAAAGAUGUUAAGAAAAAACAGCAAGAAAAGAAACCAAUCAUGAGCUCAUCAGGUAGACUUCUCAGGAGCAGUGUAACCAGAACCUUGUCUGGAGCAUCUUGGGUGAGUUUGGAGAAAGCUGACAAUAUUCUCUUUCAUAACCAGGAUUCUUUCAACAUCAAUGGCUUUACAAUGUCUCUCCGUAACAGAUCAUUCUCCCGUAGAUUGGUCCAAGCUCCAACAAUUGCAAAACCCAAGAAAACUGCAGCACAGAAAAGACUAGAAACGAAGGAGAAGCAUGAACAAGAAGCCCUGGCGAUAGUAGAAGAAAAAAAUGUUGAAGCAGGAGAAAGCAUUUUGAAACAAGAUUUAGCACAAAAUGAAUUAGCUCCUCUUCCUGGAGAGGAUAUGCCAUGCAGUGCAGACAAAGAGCCUGCCAGCAAAUGUGAUAGUCAAGACAAAGAGAGAGAAAUACCUGAAACAAAUGACUCCCUUCCAAACAGUCGGGUAGCUGAUUACAAUACAGAAGUGUCAGAGGUGGAGUAUAAGCAAGAAGACCUGCCCUGUGAGCAGACACACAGCCAUCUCAAUACGGGUAGUUCAGUCGAAGCAUUUGCUGAAAAUGCUGUGCUUGUGCUUCCAUCUUCUCCUUCUGAUUCUAUAAUCACCUCUGAAUCAAACUCAAAGGUACUUUUAGAGACUCCCUUUGAUCUGGUGCCUAACAGUAAAGAACCUGAUUUUGAGUCCAACUCUAUCAAUACCUCAGACCUCAGUUCAGCAGUACCAUUAGAAGAGUUGGGCCCACUUGCUGAAUCCCAUGUCCAAACAGAGUUGGAUCUGGUGCUAGCUAGUAAAGAACAUGAUUUGAAUUCUACAUCUGUACUUACCUCUGAACCUAACUCACAGGAGCAUUUAGAAGACUCAAGCUCACUUGCAGAAUCCUGCUUAAAGGCAGACUGGGAUUUAGAGUCUGUGAAUGAAGAAGCUGUUUCAAAUUCUAACUCUGUUGCUACCACUGAAUCAAAUUCACUUUUACAUUUUGAAGGCUCAAGGUCAUUUACAGAAUCCCACAUAAAAUUGGUUGUGGAUUUCGUACCUGUUCACAAAGAACUUAACUCAGAUUCUGAUCUGAGCUGUACAAGGGAGAAUUCAGAAUCUGACUCAAAAAACAUAUUUUCAAUAUGUGAACCAGCUUCCAAUACCUCUUUAAACAAUAUUGAAGUGGAGGAAAUUGAACAGCUUGUUAAAUGUAUUGAUGUAGAAACGUCAAUUUUGAAUUCAGGUAAUGUCCCCACUUCAUCAUCUGAUGAGGAAAAAAGCACAGUGGAUAAAAUCUUCAGUGCAAGCUCUGGACAUUUCUCUGAAGGUUUUGUUUCAGUGUUGCCUUCAAGCACAGAAAUCUCUGCCCUUGCCUCUGAAAAAGCCAUAAAUGUAGAUUUGCCAGCUGACUCAAGACUGCAGCAUAAUGAUUAUUCAUCACAGCUGGAAAGUGUUGGAAUAAACUUGAAUUUGGUUCAGGACAACGUGAGCGACAGCACUGAAGCAGUAGAGGCCUCAGGGCCAUCCUCUCUUACAAAUCCGGCUUGUGAUUACCCUGUUCCAUAUUCAUCUUUGCUUCCUAUGCUAGAAAAAAAGAAACGAAGGCGUUGUGGAGUCUGUGAACCUUGUCUGCGGAAAACAAAUUGUGAAGAAUGCAGCUGUUGCAGGAAACGCAAAACUAGUCACCGGAUAUGUAAAAAGAGAAAAUGCGAAGAACUGAAAAAGCCACCGCCACCAAUAACGCUACCAUUUGAGGUUCUAACUGAAAACAAAAGACCUCAGAGGAGGAAGCAAAGAGUUUUUAAGGCGAAUUUAGAAAACAAACCAGUAAAUGGCCGCAGACCAGAACUCAUGGAAUGCAGUAUAUGUGGUCAUGGUGAAAAAUACAGGGUGAAAACAAACCAAACACUACCCCUUGAAAAUGUACAGUCUAAGGAGAAAGAAAGAAUGACAGGCUUAGAAGCAGAGAAUUGGGCACAUAACGAGAAGCCGUCUUUUGGUGUCCAUGUCAAUGGAGAUAUCCAUGGAACUGUGACAGGGAAUGAACACUUGAAAAAUGCUGAAGAAAGUGAAAGAGCAGUCUCUCCCAGUCAGUUAGCUGAGCCAAAAAAGUCAUUUGCACAAACCAUCAGAAAUGGCAUAAAAACCCUACAUUAUUCACCACCAGAAUCAGUUGUUUCCCUGAAAAAAGUAUCUGUAGAGGAAAGAACAGAUUUGACAAGCAACUCCCAUACGCAUUGGACAAAGGCUACUAAUCUGAAUAACAUUGUAAAUACCCUGACGACUGGUGUUAGUUGUGUUCACACAGAAAAACAAGGAAAUGUUUUCAUGAAACAGAAAAACUGCACUUGCGUGGUCCUUCAAGAUUCCGGUAAGGCGGUUUUGCAGACUGGUUCCGUUUCGGAUCUGCGAGAAAGUUUGUGUUGUCCUCCGCUGCCUGAAGAGGAAGCCCCUGCAGAGAAGGAUGGCAUUGAAACACCCAACCAAGAGACAAAGCAGGAGAAUUCUUCACUCCAGCCCACUUUCUUGUCCCUGAUUAAAAACAGAAAUUUAACUGUAGAGCAGGUUGUGGCUAUUGAAGCUUUGACGCAAUUAUCUGAAGCCCCGUUAGAAACAACUUCACCAGCUAAAACAGAAAGUACUGAAUAUACAGAAGAAACAACUUCCAGUUUGCUCCAGAGUUACAAAAGGGAUAUUUCGUCCUCCUUUACCUCGCCUACGUUGAAGGAAAUCAAAGAGACUUACUUGCAGAAUGAACAGCAGCUCUUGUCUCACUGUGCUGCCUCACAGAAGCAGCUCCCUAAUAAGGCAGUGUUGUACAAUGGACAAAGUUUGAUUUCUGAAUUGCAUGAUAAACCUGCCAAUCUGGCUGGUGAGAUGUAUAAAUUACACUUAUCCUCACAAGAUACCAAAACUUUAUCUGAUGUAACAUUGAAUGCAAAAUCAUUUUCAGGUCAUACUACCAAGAACAAUUAUAUGCACGAUCAAGUCGCCCUUGCCCGGUGUUGCAAUGCUUCAUGUAACGUCCAGCAAACAAAUAACAACUUGGAAAUUCUUGCCCAGUUAGAGCAAAAGCCAACCUGCAAUGAUUUGAACUUGAAAACUAAUUCUUUAAUUAAAGAAGGAGGAAUUCACAGCCAGGAUGAAGAGGAUGUAGCUACUCAACUAACUCAACUUGCAGCGUUAAUUGAAUCAAACCAGACAAAUCCAGAGCAGAAGAAUGACAUUAAGGCAUCGCUGCUCAAUCUAAUAUCACAUGAGAGGCAGCCGAAACAUAACCAAGAUCAGUGCCUGUUGCAGAAAAAAGAAACUGUAUUUCUUCGGCAUAAUUAUAGUUCCUUACUGUUAAAGCAAAAACAACCAACAAAUAAAAAAGGAAAUGCUGUACCAUGGAAACCAAGACACAAAAAAAAGCCUCAAGAAACACGCUACCAACAAAAUAAUCAAAACCAGCUCGAGCUGUUGCCAUGCCAGCAUAGUGAGUUACAGGACAUUUGGAUAUCAUCAAAACUGCACAGGCUUGGUCAAACCAUGCCACAGGACUCCAGAAUAGCUGCAUCAGAAAAAAAGUCUCCAAGAACCAAAGUACAGAAAGCACUGAAUCAAAAUACUUUAUCAUCCCAAGAAAAAACUAGGUUGUUUCUCCCACAAACUCAGAUAAAGUUCCAUAGAUGUUUACCUGAGGUACUGCAGGAGAAAACAAAAGACAGGUUGUUCGGCUGCGAAGCGGUGAAUGAGCAGAUCAAAGCGGGCACUGGUGACCCUGUACGUAUUGAUCCACUGAAAAGUGAUGUUAUUACAUGUAACCAGUAUAGUGACCUGCCCUCCCGUAAUCCUAUGGCUGUUUCACAGUUGAAAACAGCAUCCUUGUUAAACAGACCAAGUGAAAACGUGCAGAUGUUUACAGAAAAAAGUAAUUCUCAGGUACAGCAAGCAGCAAACGUUGGUCAGACACAUCCUUUGCCUCAGAUUCUUAACCAGUCCAACCUGAGAGCAAACGAAAUGCAGUGUGACGACAAAUCCUGUUUUCAGCGGGAUGCCGUCGACCAAGUAGACGCAAAGUCGCAGCCGCGGCCCGUUCCCUGCGGUGGGGCCCGUGUGCCAGGGGCCGCAGAAGCUCUCAGGAAUAUCGAGUGCGCAGGUGAAGUUACUGUUCUAACGGCGACGAGUUUUGGUACGGACCAGCCGCAGAGCACAGGGGACUCGGGGUGCUCUCCAGCAAAGAACACGCUCAGCAGUUUUCUUGAAUCACCUAUGAAGUUUCUUGACACCCCUACAAAAAAUUUAAUAGAUACACCUACGAAAAAAGGCCAGUCUGAAUUGCCAGCUUGUGACUGUGUUGAGCAAAUUAUAGAGAAAGAUGAAGGCCCAUAUUACACACACCUCGGGACUGGACCAAGCGUUGCUGCUGUGAGAGAAAUAAUGGAGAACAGGUAUGGAGCAAAAGGAAGCGCUGUAAGAAUAGAGGUAGUGGUUUAUACAGGAAAGGAAGGAAAAAGCUCUCAGGGGUGUCCAAUUGCCAAGUGGGUGAUACGAAGAAGUAGUGAUGAAGAAAAGUUGCUGUGCUUGGUACGUCAGCGUGCGGGACACCACUGUCAAACUGCCGUCAUAGUGAUUCUUAUAUUGGCCUGGGAAGGGAUCCCUCAUCUUCUGGCUGAUACGCUGUACAAGGAACUGACACAGAGUCUCAGAAAAUACGGCUGUCCCACAAGCCGUAGAUGUGCAUUAAAUGAAGACCGUACGUGUGCAUGUCAAGGACUUGAUCCAGAAACUUGUGGAGCAUCGUUCUCAUUUGGCUGUUCAUGGAGUAUGUAUUUCAAUGGCUGUAAAUUUGCCAGAAGCAAAAACCCCAGGAAAUUUAGGCUUCUGACUGAUGACUCUAAACAAGAGGAACUUCUUGAAAAUAAUUUGCAAACUUUAGCUACUGAUGUGGCUCCAGUUUAUAAAAAGCUUGCUCCUGAAGCUUUUCAGAACCAGGUGGAAAAUGAACACAUGGGCCCAGACUGUCGGCUCGGAUCCAAGGACGGUAGGCCUUUCUCUGGUGUAACAGCUUGCAUAGAUUUCUGUGCCCAUGCCCAUAAGGACACACAUAACAUGCACAAUGGAAGCACUGUGGUCUGUACGUUAACCAAGGAAGAUAACCGGAGAGUGGGGGUGAUUCCAAGUGAUGAGCAGCUCCAUGUGUUACCUCUUUACAAAAUUUCACAAACAGAUGAAUUCGGCACUGAAGAGGGCUUGGAAGCCAAGAUAAAGGCUGGGGCAAUACAGGUGCUUACAGCUUUUCCCCGAGAAGUACGAAUGUUAGCUGAGCCUCUUAGAGCUACAAAGAAAAAGAAACCAGACACGAGGAGGACCCCGACCGAAAAGCAGAUGUUAAUAGAUAAAAAAUACUCAACACCAGUGAAGCUGAAAACUGAAGCACCAGAAAAUCUUAGCAACACGUUACAUUGUUUAGGGAACAAAACAGAUGCUUUAAAACCUGGAAUAAAAAUGGAGACUUCCGAUCACCUCUAUGCCAUGAAACAUACUUCAAACACUACUAAAAAUUGCUCUUUAUUAAAACAGUAUACGGCUUCCUCCCCUUUUAAGGUGGAUAGUUUACAUCCGUAUUCAUCAUUAGCACAUAAGCCUGACAUAGCAGCAGUGACAAAUAUUCAACAAGAUUUUUCAGUUCCCUACGGGUAUUUUGAAUGCAGUAGUAAGCAACCUCACGUGACACCUUAUAUUAAUUGUAAGAACUUUGAUGUGUCGGUCAAAGAUUAUACUGGAAUUUUGCUGAAUGAUAAGGUGAAUGGUGUGCCACCAAUUCUUCCAGAUGUCACUGCUUCAGGCCCCCCAGCCCAUAAAGACCCCCUGCCCAGUAUACUUGAACAUCAGCCCGACAAACAGAAUUGUCAGCUUCAGUUAGACAAUUCUCCUUCUUCACAGAUGAUCAGCUCUUGUGAUUUGUCAGUACCGCUAAACUCUCCAGCAAAGGACGCAGUCGGAAACGAAGCUGACUGUUCUCACGGAUGCCCCGUGGAAAAGGGUAGCUCCCAUCAGGAACAGAUGUGUGACUUUGACUGUGCUGAUGAAAAGCAAAACAGUGCACUGGGACAACCGACUGAUUCUGAAGAAAAAGCUGAGGAACUGUGGUCAGACAGUGAGCACAAUUUUUUGGAUGACGAUAUUGGUGGUGUUGCUGUGGCACCUUCUCAUGGUUCUAUCUUAAUUGAAUGUGCAAGACGGGAACUCCAUGCUACCACACCUAUUAAAAAACCCAACCGAAAUCAUCCCACACGAAUUUCUUUAGUUUUCUACCAACACAAAAAUUUAAAUGAGCCAAAACAUGGUUUAGCGAUGUGGGAAGCAAAGAUGGCUGAGAGGGCAAAAGAGAAAGAAAAAGAAGCAGAAAGAUUAGGAACGGAAAAUACUGAACUAAACUCUAGCAGCAGGAAAACAAAGCAAACCAGUGAAAACAGAGAGAUUUUUUAUGAAGACAAUGAGUUCAACCAAAUUCCAUCACGCAGAGCAUUAACAGUAACUAAAGAUAAUGUAAUAACAGUAUCUUCUUACGCCCUCACACGAGUUGCAGGGCCUUAUAACCAUUGGGCAUAGGUUUUAGUAUCAAAUGCCUCCUCUUGGUGCAGUGUUACACAGUGUUUCUUUAAGGUGCUGUUAAAGAACAAGUCUCAUGUCGUUUACUAUUUGUUCAUCUCAACCAUUUUAAGGCUGAGGUAAAAAAAAAAGGGGGGGGGAAUUUCUUCUUAAACUGUGACUUUAACAUUUGGUGGUGCUCAAGCACAUUUUAAGCAAAAAAAGAAAAAAAGUUGUAUAGUUUUAAUACAUUCUAAAAAAAGACUUUGUUUAGGUUAUUAACCUUGAUUGAAUCAUUCAGUUUAUUACCUUUAGGAAUUUAUAUUUUGGUGCUUUAAAUCAAGUCUGUUUACUACAAAAAUCAUUUAUAGGGAUUUUAACAGGUUCACAUUUUAUGGUGUUAAAUCAAGUUAUACAGUAAUAGCUCUACACAGCUCUUGGUGCUUAACCACAUCAAACAGUUAAAAAUAAAUAAGCUGAAUUAUUACUUCAUGGUGCCAUUGCUUUAACAACUUCCAACCAUUGCUAUAUAGUCCAAAUUGCAGAUAAAUCUUUUAGAAAACCAAUGAAUUUUUUUUCUCUUUAGAUUUGUCAUUAUGUAUGAAAUGAAAUUAUUGGUAAUGAUGGCUGGAAGUUGUUUUUAAGCUGUAAAUAUAUAUUUUAAAAGCACUUUCUAUUUUUAAAAUUAACUUGAAAUAGUAUAGUAUAAGGAUCAUAUUGUCUAAGGUUUGUGCAUACUCUACAGAAGAAAUCAUUUUAUUCUUGCUGUGUAGAGUUCCAUAUUGUUACAGCUGCAGUACGUAUGCUAAUAGCAUAUAUGAUUGUUUUUAGACUUGCCCUUUUUCAUUGAAGAUUUUAUGUUACAUAUAAACAACCAUUAUAAAAUACAGAAACUUUUAUUAUUUGUAAGUGAUAAUACAAAUAUGAAAUUAAGAAACAUCUUGUCAAUACAUGUGUUGCUAUUGGAAGUUAGAAGUAUUAUUUGUUUUUUAAAGGCAGCAUUCGUUAUGAUUUAUUUGAGCAAUAAGUGCUUAAGUCUCAUUCAUUUGGAGCAUUUUAAGUUAUAUGACAACCAAAUGUUCCUAAUGCCUCAGGGGUAGGAUUGUUUUGGGAUAAAAAAUACCCCCUAGAGUUGCCUUAUUCUCUUCUGAAAAAAAUAAUUAAUACUAAUUUGGAAAAAAUACAAAACAAGUGUUGGAAAAGUAAGAAAUUUCUAACAUUUAACGGCAAAUUUGUAGUUGAGAAUAACCCCUCUGUAAUGUUCACCAGCUAAGGCUUUCUAAAUUCGAACAGUUUUUUACAAAAAUGUUUUGUAAAAGUUUUAACUGAUUUAUACAUUUCAUGUAGAAAGGGUUGUUGUAUUCUUCAUUCCAAACAUUUGACGUUUAUGUUCUCCGUUUCUGUUGAAAAAGUGACAUAUCAUGAAAUGAAUAUUUGUGAAACCAGAGGAAAAACAGACACUCCAUUACUUUCAAAUACUGUAGCAUCCCACUCUUCUCUCUGAUUCUCCUCUCCUAUGUAUUUCUUUUUUAAACUUAUUUAUUUAAACAAAUUACCAAAUGACAGCGUUAGCUAAGGACUGACCUCAUCCUGCACCUUCUUCCAUGCAAACACAGUUCUGCUUAACUGUACCUGUCCCGUCGGAGGCAGGAGGCCUGCUCGAGCGGGGACUCCUCUCGUGACUGAGAGCUGCAGGAUCAGGCCCAGAGACGAAGCUGUACCUUAAUUAUGCCUUGGGAUCCUCCCCGGCUGGGUGGCCCAUGGGUAUAAUGAGGUUGGAGUUUUCCAGUGUGAAAAUAUACUAAUAAUAUACUUGAUAAUAUUAUAAGUAGUGGUGCUGUAACAAAGGAAUAUGAAAUAUCUAGAUCCGCUUUAUUUAAAACCUAGACAAGGUGCUUUUUUCUUGAAAAGCUGAGCUGUAAUCAUUAUAUUUACAGUUUCGGUACGAAAAUUAGAUGAGUUGUAUUUUUAACACAUAGUGCCAGUUAGGACCUUGGUGCUACACAUACUUAAAUACGGCCCUAGAUCAAUGAGAUUAUUGUCCUGUAUAAAUGUAUACAAGUGUAGUGCUUGCAGGAGCCAGGUCAGGUCUGGAGUAGCAAUCAUGGUGUAACGAUCUUGGAUUCAAUUCUACAGAUUCCUGUUAAAAUUAACAAAAAUGUCGAUGGCAAAGGGUGGCGGAAUUGAACCCAUUCUUUGUAUCUUACCUAUUUUAAGUAAAAUUUGUAAAACCGGGUAUGCUGCAAAUUUUAGUUCAAAGCUUAAUAUUAGUUCAAAUAGAGGAUAUGAAGGGAUUGUAAAUAAUAAUAAAACAAAACCAAUAUUAUGCCAUCCUUUUGUACCAGCAGUUUUAUGCUUCUUGACUAUGUAAUAUACAGUAUACAUCAAAUCAUUAUGGUAUUUUGUGUGCCUUAGAUUUCCAUUUUAAAACUUGUAUAUUUUUGGUGAGCCUAAGAUUAGUAAGAAUUCCAGCUGUCCAUACAGUAAGUAGUACUGUACGUUCUCUAGCUGUUCCAUUAAUGUAUUUACUAUCUGAAACCCCUUGUCCUACAUCAUGAGAAAUCAUUUACAGGAAGGAAUAGUUUAUUGUUUUCACUGAUAGUGCUGAUAGCUUUAGCUUGUAUAAUGCAAACUGAAAAAUCAUUUCUCAUUCAGCACUCCUAUGUGAAUAACAGUUUUUCUACACAAAAUUAGUAAGUCACAGAGCCAUCUCUUUACCUUUUAAGAUGUUCCGAGCAUUGAAGUGGAUCAUUUUUACUUGAAUCUUCCCCUGCAAAGGUCCAUCUUUAACAUACGUAUGACUGGAGCCUUCAAGAUAAAAAUGUUCCAUUGAAAAACCAGCAGCUUCCCUCAAAGAACUGAGAAACGGAAUAGGUGCAUACAAAAGGAUACCUCCUAACAUAGCCCCUGGCAAGUCACCUCUCAAGUGACUGCAUCAGUAAGUCCAGGUCUACCUUAUUUGAAAUGGAAAUUUUAAAAGAGAAAAAUAUAUCUUAACAUAAUAGUAAUGUUAUUAACUGGUAGGUGCUAAAGCUCGCAGUUACUCCUCUAUUAGAGAAUACUUUACAUGAGAAAAAUACAUCAUCUGUACAACAAAAUAUCAUUUGCGGUGCUCUUUCCUUGACUGUCUUUUACCUAGCUAUUUUUUCAAAGCGUAUCUAACAGGCAGGUUAGCUGGCCACUCUGUCUCCUGGUGUGGCCCAUAGCAGGAAGCUAGUAUUUUCUAUUACUGUACUGCGGUAUAGAAAAUACAACUAUUUACUGUUUUUUUACAACUGUGUGCUAUUUAUUGUAACAUUUCAGAGUAUUUAUCAGUCUUGUACACAAAAUUAUAUUUGAGUUUGAGUAAGGUUAUCAUUUGAUAACAAUACUUGCCUCUCAACAGUCGCAAAUUUGUGGGUGUAUUGCUUUCUGGCCCACACAGCCACUCUGUAACUCGCUCUUACCCCUUAACAAAGUCCUUCCAGGAUGGCCAGGUCAGAAACUGGAUCCAAAAUUAAGGUGGCUGCAAAGGGCUAGGUCAGACCAACAUAUUUUACGUGGUUUCUAACAGCUGGCAUUAUGCUCUCAGUGAAAAAACAGUAGGUGGAUACAGGUGUGGGCUGAUGAUGGGAUGUAGCUGUCCUUGUACUUUUUCACAGUACCCUCGCAAAAACUGUCCUGAUCCAGCAUGGGACACCUGCGCUUACUGAUUUGUAACACGCUGUCUUGUAUUACAGAAAGCAACAACAACUAUAAAAUGUUUUUGUCACAAGACCCAAAAUGUUUUUAAAGAACUCACAAUUACUUGUGACUUGCUGGCUGUAACAGUUGUAUUCAGAUUUUCCUGUAAGGACUUUCUAAGCUAACUCUUAUUUAGGAAUAACUGCUGUUAGAAGUCCUUAUCUGAGCUAUGACAGUGCUUCUCUAUAUGUAAAGCAGGAAAUAACUGUAGUAUCUUAAGCAACAUUUUAUGUUAAGCAUGGGUAAAUGGCAACUUCUUUACUAGUUAGGAUUACUUGUAACAUACAGCAGCUUUCUUUCUUAAAAGAUCUUUUUAACAUCAUUGCAGUAUUACGCUAAAUUCAGUGAGUUAAAUUUGGGUCCUGUUUACAUUGCUGCAGCCCUGUUGACUGCAAUGUGCUAAUUUAUCAAGCUUUCAUGCAAUUUUCUUAUUUAACUGGCUGGAUACUGAUACUGUUGACCAAAGUUUGUGCCUACUCAGACGCUAGCAACCCUGCCACAAUUAAUAGGGCUUGCAAGGACAGAAGGAGAGAGAUUUGGAAUAAAAGUUCUUGUGCUUUUGGUUAAAUACAGAGGUUAAUGGGUAAUAUUGCUGGUAGCCAUGACUAAGUGAUUCAAGGUCUGUAGAAAGGUGUAAUAUCUUCACUAGAAGUUUUAAGGCAUGCAAAACCAUUGGGUCUAUUUCACACCCAUUUCAGGCUUAUAUUCUUGACACCUUUUUUAGUUUUUCUUAUUCAAUGGGUUGCUCAACAAGAAAGAGAUUUUAUGGAAACAAACGAAUAAAACUCUAUCUGCAUGUUUUAUAUUUAAAAUGUAAGGUUCAAACUGCCCUUAAUCUCCUAUGAAAAUUAUCUCUCUUUGAAAUUAGCUUCUUAUUUCAAGUGGUCAUCAGCUUUCUAAUCUACUUUUUUUUUAUAUAUGACUUUUCUCAAUUUUUGACAGAAAUCCUGUAAUCUCUAUGCACACAGGAAGAAAUAACCACACCCUCAAAUACAUGAAAAACUAAAUUGCAUGUCCACUUCCACACUUUUUAUACAUAACAGCAAUGUAUUCAUGCAGUGUUAAAUGAACACUCUUUCAGCUUCGUGGUGGUCAUUAAACUUCUUCACCAGCAAGAUCGCUGUGACAUAUCUUCCAUAAAAUUGUCAGUGUGUUUUAUUUCUCACAUAUGGAAGAUGUCUGCCUGUGCCCCAUGAUGCUAUAUAUCUUCUGAUCUUAAAUAAUAAAAUUAGAGAUGAGGAACAGUCCAAUCACACAUGGAAACAUUCUUUGGGUUUCUUCUUAACUUUGUCAGGUGGUAAUCUGACUUUCAGGAGGAAGCGUGGAGGGAGUCCCUUUCCACUGUAGAGAAAACGUCCACUGCUUAUUGUGACACCACGGUACUGGACUGCAGUGUCUGUGUCACAGCAUUGUGUCCCAGUGGUGAGGGUGUGUCAUCAUGUCACACAGCCAUGGAUAUAUGUGCAAAGUCAUCUGUUUCCUUUAGUUCCUUUGAGGACAGUCAUGUUUCCUCUGUUCUCUGUGUGCAUAUACUGGUUUCUUUUAAAAAAAAAAAAAAAAAGUGGUCACCUUUUCUUUACUCUGUGUAAACAAGGUAGCAAGCACUGCUGUCAUCACCAGUGUGCUCAUUCUUCCCAGGGUCAAGAUGCAGAAUGUGGAAAGCUAAUCAGACACAAAGCGUUAAUAAGUUACAAAGCUGUGAAGGGUACGGUUGGCUUUUGAGCCAGCCUUCUCUGUAUACAUUCAUGGUUGCUGGGGUAUUUCUUUUCUAUUGACAUUUUUCUUUGGUACAUCUUAUUUUAAAUACAUAAGUCUUUUUAAUUAAGUCCAUGACACAUUUGUGGCCGCCUUUGAUCUUAGAGUGGCCAGUGUCAGACGUUCUGAAGAUGUGCCUACUUAGUGUUUUUGUGGCUUCAGUGUCUUCUGGAAUUAUCUGAUAUCGUAGUCAGACAGUUUUCACAGGUGCUUUAGGUUGUCCUUCAGUACGUUGCUGCAAAAGUAUAAUUACAUAAAGGGAAGAGAUUUAUACUUGAGGUUUUCUCAAAGACGAAACAUUAUUAACAGUAAUACUUAAUCAGGCACCAAGAUACACAGAUCACUUAUUUCUUCUAAAGAGUGAUUUAAAACAUAUUUCAUGUUUAUUUUGUUGCCGCUAUAUUAAACAUUUUUGGUUAUUUCACAAGAGAGAGUUCAAUUUUUAGUCAUUUAUAUACUUGUUUCCUAAGUUAUUAAGUCUUUAUUCUCAAUAUAGCGCUGUAUUAUCUCCCUCAAGAACAUUUAAAUUUACUAGCCUCUAUUAGCAUGUAUUGCUUUCUAAUCCAUAGAGAUGACAGUGGUACUACAGCUACCUUUCUCAGUCUAAGGUGUCUUUAUGGAUCAUCUCCUGUGGUUACUUACUUCAGCUGUCAGCACUGGGUUGUACUAUAACCUGCUGCUGAACGCUUUGAACACUUAUAACUACUCUACUCUGUAGAUCUACUUUAGUACUCAGCAGUAGCAAUAUAGAUGUCAGCCUACUUGUGAAUUUUUUUUCUCUCAAACUGUCUCUGCUUUGUAUGUAAAUCAGCUAAUCUUCAUCUCAGGAAUACCAUUAAGAAUUUAUUAUUCUUGUGACUCUUCCAAAAUCUCUUUCUUUCAGUUAUCUGUUAUCUUUUAAACAGCAGUUCCUUGCUUCUUUUUUAUGAUUUUAAUUCAUGUUCUCCUAUAGGGAGCCUAGUAUAUUACAGUUUGAUAAUUUUUCAUUCUGAGAGAGGGACAUUCAUCAUCUUUCAUUAUCAGUGUUUUCUUGUUUCUAAGUCCAAUUAAAAUAUUUCCAAUUAAUUUUUUGAACUCGAUGUAAUUGUUAGACGCUGUUCUUAUAUCUGGAAGUAGCUGAAUAAAAGACACUUUGCAAUACUAGCAAAAACUGUCUGCUCACAGGCAUGACUCUGCAGAGCUGAAUAUUUUUGCUUCUGUUGCAAGCAUCUCUUUGUAAUGCCCUCUCUUCUUUUGAAUUACCCGAUCAGUUUUGUUCAAAUCCAGACAUAAGACAGACUCUGUAGACCGUGCACAAGUACAAGAGCAGAAGUGUUUCAUUGCAUCUUCUGGUUAUAUCUCUGUGCAGAGAUCAGCCAUAGUCCCUGUGAGAAGCGCGAGUAGUGUGUAAGUUAAAUGCCUUAACUGACAUUGAACUGCUUGGAAAAAGAGUGGAAGAAUGGAAUUUUUUUUGUUCUUCCCCCGUAGCAGCAAGUGGAACUGAUUGAGCUUGAGCAGAAAAUAAUUAAAUAUCAUCUGCCUUUUAUAAAAGGGUAGAGGAGUGCCAGCAUCACUGUUUUCCUCUUUUUGAGAUGCAAAGAUGUUAGAAUCCUUUUUUCACUCUAGUUCCCCAUUUCAUCCCGGUUUGCAGUGGCUAACCACAUACUCUUAACUUUAGCUUUAAAUGACACAAGAUGCUUCUCAAUGCUGUAUCCUUAAUUCUUCCCACAACAGCAUCUAUUCUCUUUUUUUUCUACUGGACCAUUAUACAUGUCAUUUUUGCCUCUGUAUUUAUAUUAAAAUGAUAGAAUCUUCCAACAGUGUAGUUGCAAUGAAUUCAAGAUUGGGGUGCUAAACAAGUUAUGUUAAGGUGACCUACCCUUGUUUGGUGUGACUGGUUGACUGCUAUUCUCAACGCUUUGCACACCGUACCAGCUUUCCUUAUAAAGUGGAAGGAUGCAGGUUGUAGACCUCAAAAAAGUACACAGGUAAGAAGCAGGACAGAUGUGGCAGUUAAUCUACAGAGUUACCAGUUACAGUAGAUGAACUGUAUUCCAAAGAAGCGCUGUUGCAUUGGAGCAAGGGAACUGUUAGUUUGACGUUCAGUAUUGCAGUUGUUGCCACAGAACAUUUUAAUUACUGUUGUGGAAAGUUUUGUGAAUUGAAUGAUUGAUAAAUAUUUUACAUGUAUAUCUGUAUUUUUAUUAUAAUAUUGUAAUGGAAAAAGGUCUAGGGUUUGGGUGUGUUUUUUUAAAAUAAGAAUAAAGGGCCUGAUUCUCAUUUAUACUACUGUCCUUUGCAUCACAUUAAAAGGAUAAAAGGGCCUUAACUGGAUAUCCAUUUAGCUUACAUCCUUUGGAAUAUCCCGUUACACUGAUCAUGGUAUAAAAGGUCAUUAGUAUAAAUGGGAACCGUAGCCAAAAGACUGAUUUGUACAAUCAUCAGAAAUCAAUUUCAUGAUAUCCCUACUGCACACACAUUGGCCAGUAACAUCCAAAUUAUUACUAGUUUAGAAAUACAGGUUGAAAAGAAACUGGUCUGGUUUAUUUUGUAACAGGUUAUAAGUAUUCAUUUAUAUUGGCUGUGCUUCUUCCAACCUUGUCUACAAAGAGAAUGUGGUAAAAGAUUUGUACCUCAGAUAAUGUCCUGGCCAGAAAUUAGCAGAAUUGUGAAUAAUGUUAGUUCCAAGUCUGGGCAAUCUUUCCUCAAAUAAUUACUUGCUUUUUUUCAUUAUUUGAUCCCUUUUACUUGAUCACAUAAAAUAGGGUUGUGAGAAUCUACUUAGCUCCAUUCUUUGCUGACUUAAGACCCAACAGGGUGUGCAGUACUCUGUGAUGUUGCCACAGUGGGGUGAGUUUUGAGAGACAUAGCUAAAAGCCAACACUUUCUGUCUGCCUUAAUUGUGGUGAUACUAGACAGUGAAAAAGUUGGCCCUGUUCUGUAUGCUUGAGUCAUGCAAAGCUUCCUUGCUGCCAAUGGGUGCAUUAUGUGAGCAUCAGGCCCCACUAUAUUCCAGUUAUGAAAUAUUUCUCUUUCAAAAAAGAGAAAAUAACAUUUUUGACAAGAAACAAAAUGCUUUAUUUUCUUUCUUAACUUUAUAAACUUUAGUGAUACUGUAGAGCCUAAUGAGAACAGAUUUUAUACUAACUUUGUGAAUGCCAGUUGUGUGAAUCCAUGCAACUCAAAAGUCAGUGUCUGAACUUUGUGAGUCUCUGGUCCUCUAAAUUAAAAAUAACUGUAGGCCAGAAAAGCAAACCUGAUAUCCCAAUAUCAUUAAAAGAGAGCCAGUUCUAACUAAUCCAAAUAUUUAGACGCUUCAGGCUUUAAAAAUUAAUUAUUCUAAGAUUAUUUGUUCAGUUUGGAAGAGGACAGCUCUUCAUAAUGUGACAGUGUUAUACCAGGUCGUAAAUGCUGUUCAAAACUUGUUAUCGUAAGAAAGAACAUUAAUUUGUAAGGGCACACCAUAUUAAAAUGCUAUGGCUAAUGAAUUUUUCCCUGCUAUAAAAAAAUUAGAUUAACAGUAUGCCAAAGCAAACAACAAAACAUCGCCAGGAUUUUCUUUUUUUCUUCCUCUCUUUCUUGCUUUCUUUCUCCUUCUUUCUUUGGGAUGCAUUUGAUAUUUAUUUUUGAGCUCUGAAUUUGAGGUUUUGGACUAUUUCCAGUUACCAACCUACUGUAUUUAGAUCUGGAACAUGAAAUAACUUUUUAAAGCAAAAGAAGUUUAUGUACAGGGAGAAAAAAAAAUCAGAAAGAAAAAGCACUUCAUUAUGUCACAGUAUUUACAGGAGAAAGUAUAAAAGUUACUUCCUUUCUUGAAAAAUAUUUGGGGCCUGAUUCCCUCCUGGUUUAACUGAGCAUAGCUUCAUCAGGCUAAUGGAGCUGUGAAGAGUUACACUAGCUGAGGAACUGAACCUUAAAAUCUUCUUUGCAGACAAGGGAACCCUUACCAGCAGUACUUGAAGACUUGUGAGUUGUGACUGCAUGUUACUUGAAAGAUCUAAUUAAGCUAUGUUUUUUGGUGCAAGCAGUUGUUGUACAUGAUUUCAUGUUUAUGUAGCAAGAUGCAUUGAAAUGUUGAUACUAGUAUUGAAACAUACAUGUAAAAAUUGUUGUUGUGGAAAUUGUCUGUUCUGUUCUAUUUUUCUUGUGUGUCUCAUCUGUUUAGAACGUAAACUUUCAUUUUUUAUUGUCCUAACUGAAUAAGGCUAAAUGAAUACUGUAAUUGAAAAUAUAUUUUAAAUCUUGUCAUGAGUUUUUAAAAAGACUAUUACAAAUUGUAUCAUUCCUGAUUACACAGAACUUUGUGGGUGGUUUUAAAUAAAUUUUAUACUUCUAUUUUGCA
This is a messenger RNA of Dromaius novaehollandiae (emu), 16942 nucleotides long. It is a transcript of the gene TET1, whose product is annotated as tet methylcytosine dioxygenase 1. Gene Ontology annotation, biological process: positive regulation of transcription by RNA polymerase II. The coding region runs from base 388 to 7164 and encodes 2258 amino acids. Lineage: Eukaryota; Metazoa; Chordata; Aves; Casuariiformes; Dromaiidae. Gene Ontology annotation, molecular function: DNA 5-methylcytosine dioxygenase activity; zinc ion binding; DNA binding. The record is from RefSeq and is a predicted model, not a curated record. Gene Ontology annotation, cellular component: nucleus. The transcript has 12 exons.